Messenger RNA from Lathyrus oleraceus (garden pea), 1253 nucleotides. Its product is annotated as tetraspanin-20. Gene Ontology annotation, cellular component: membrane. The transcript has 7 exons. Bases 238 to 966 code for a protein of 242 amino acids. The record is from RefSeq and is a predicted model, not a curated record. NCBI's taxonomy places the organism in Eukaryota, Viridiplantae, Streptophyta, Magnoliopsida, Fabales, Fabaceae.
UUUAUUAUUUUUUCCUAAAAUUUCUUUCAAUUUUUAAAAACGGAAAAAAAAACUUCUUUAUAAAAAAGUUAAAUAAACGCACAUCGUGAAAAAGAAAAAAAAAGUUAAAUAAAAAAGCAAACGGAAAAACAAUUUGGGUAAUAUAGAAGAGUGAUUUCUGAGAUCUGAAAUUUUUUGUUUCUAAAUCGAAAUUGGGGGAAAACAAAAAGCUAAGAGCAAGAACCCUAACAUAGUAACAUGCGAUCCAAUUGUUGCCAUUUUUCGUUAGCUUUCGUUCUCAAAUUUCUGAAUUUCCUUCAAGCAUUUGUUGGUGUUUCGAUUCUUCUCUAUUCCAUAUGGAUGCUCAAUCAAUGGGGUCAUUACUCUCCUCAACCACCAUUCCCCCAAUUUUCAUUUUCCCUUUCUCGUUCCUUUUCGCCUCAUUUCGUUUCUGAUAUCAACCUUCCUGCUCCUUGGUUCAUCUAUGCUUUCAUGGGUGUGGGAAUAUUGGUGUGCUGCAUUGCUUUCUUUGGUUGCGUUGCAGCUGAGAUUAUUAAUGGCUGCUGCUUGUGUUUUUACACUCUACUCAUCACCAUACUUGUUCUACUUGAGGCUGCUUUAGUGGGAUUUAUUGCAAUUGAUCAUCAAUGGCAAGAGGAUCUUCCGUUUGAGCCAACUGGUCAACUUGAGAGCCUUCGAUCUUUCAUUAAAGAUAAUCAAGAUAUAUGUAGAUGGGUUGGCAUUGCUGUUCUUGUAGUUCAGGCAUUAUCUCUACUGGUAGCAUUAAUUUUGCGAGCCUCAGUUUCUACUCGAAGAGAAGAUUUUGAUGAGGAGGAGGAAUAUGAUGUUAGGGGUAGAAGUAGGGAGCCUCUACUAAAUCCUCAGUCUGGCCAAACAUCUGCGGGAAACCACUCUGAUGUUUGGAGCUCACGGAUGAGAGAGAAGUAUGGAUUGAACAAUGGCGACAAGAACAGCUAUGAAGCGUGAGUUCUAGGCAAUGGAUGCUACUAGUGGUCAAGCAAUUCAGUGAGCCUUCAAUUUUGUUUUUCUCUCAAGAAAAAUCUCAGUGCUAGACAGAGUUUGGUAAAGCUUGAUUGGUGUGUUGAAUGUUGCAGUGUGGAUAGCAAAACUUGGAGAGAAUUCAAAUACUUUUAAAUGUUUCUGGAUUGUAAAAAUAUCUGCUGUUGUCAGCACUUGCUUUGUGCAUGAUAUUUGUCUUAAAAGUUUAAAGGUGGAUCCUUGGGGCUAAAGUAAUAUAUAGUAGAUUAAUAUUA